Linum trigynum is the source of this 889-nucleotide messenger RNA. NCBI's taxonomy places the organism in Eukaryota, Viridiplantae, Streptophyta, Magnoliopsida, Malpighiales, Linaceae. The record is from the annotation of a GenBank genome assembly.
CAUACAAUAUUUUAUUAACGUUUGUGAACAACUUGUGCGCUGAACUUUUGACUGGGUUCCUGGACGCGGUUGGAUAGUUGGUGGUAUGACUUUUCAGUUCUUCCCGGUCAAAACCACACUCUACAUAACAAAUUAACAAUACUCCUUUAUGCAGUAAUUCCCAAUGCUUAUAGCCUCACCUCCAGUUGCGACUUGCAACAUUCUCACACAACAGCAGGCCGCUAGCUGCAGUCACCCAGCAGAUCAAAUCAAAAUGUCUCUCACCUCCUCCACAGCAACGCCGACGGCGGCGGAGGCAAACCAGCAACUCGUGGCAGCAGAUUCCGGCGGCGAUGGGAUACAGCCGCAGAGCUCCUGCGCUCCGAUUGUUGGACAGCUGUGUCCCGAGGAUGAUGGCCUGUUGGGCGGAAGUGAAUGUAAUGACGGUGCUUCCGCCGGCGUGAUUAUAGGACCGGGAGGCGGAGGUGGGGCUAGGAACAGCGCAGCCGGUUCCGGAGUUGCGACCGGAGUUGAAGGGAGCUUGGUCAUUGGACCCCGGUGAACCGGAAAUGUAGUUUACUCUGUUUGUACGUAAUUUUUAUUUUAUAUAAUGGUGAUCCGAUUCUAAUACGAAAUCUCCAAGUUUAGAACCUGUAACAUUAUCACUUAAUCAAAGACCUUAUUCGCAUAGUUUCCACUAUUUGAUUUGAUUUUGAUCAUCUCGCGCGAUGCGGCAUAUACAUGGUUUCUUAGUAAUAAUUCUGAUUAGAAGCCAACGGCGCGGUUCUCUGCUUACUCAACCUCAAUGUACCAAAACGGUCAAAUGAUAUAACAAAUACAAUAGUAAAUCACUCUAUCACGAUAAUUAGUUAGAAUGGGUUUUCUCUUGGAAUACAUUUAGAAUUGAAUG